Durusdinium trenchii is the source of this 1002-nucleotide messenger RNA. The record is from the annotation of a GenBank genome assembly. NCBI's taxonomy places the organism in Eukaryota, Dinophyceae, Suessiales, Symbiodiniaceae.
AGGGCUCAGAUCUCACAAGAGCGGUGAAUGCUAGGCCCCAGAGCAGACACUUGUGUGGUGCUCGAACCUUUUUGUCCAUCCCUCUCGUGUUCGCUGCCAUUGGAGCUGGGCAGCAUUCUGGGAGGCGACUGGCCUAAGGAGAGAUUCCUCUCUCACCGACGUGGCAUCGUCGGGCAAGGUUUCAGAGAGCUGCAGCUCGCAGAGAACUGUCUUUUACCAGAUGACACACAGCGAUCGAGUGCGGAAGCUGGAAAAGAACAGCGAGAAGGCAACGCAGGCGCGGACUCCGCGGAGACGAGUCGGAGAGAGCCGCGGGCGCGCUUCAGCUACGAUUUUUCGCCAAUGAGCGUGGUGGUGAAGGAAAAGUCCAAGCGAUGGUACGAAUUCCUCACCUCCCUCAUGGCCAUCUUGGGCGGGACCGUCUCGACCUUCACCAUCGUGGAGCUCACCAGUGGAGCAGUCGAGACGGUGCCGUUGACAACCCGGUUCUGCGACAUUCCCAAGGAUUCUGAUGAGCCAUGGAUCCAAAUCCAAAAAUGGGAUCAGAAAGUCAUAUUCAAGUUGGAUACGCCAAGCUAUAGUUGCUUAGAUGUGCAGGUGCUUUUGGGGGAUUCUGACUUCAAAGGGUGUUCAGAUGUCAGCUAUGCAAGGUCCAUUUGGGGGACCCAGCGGUGGACCGCAUUCUGGAAGCCUGAAAACGACGAGGUGAUCAGGUCCAGGACCGAUGACUGGAAGGACAACAAUGGUGGCUCUUGGGGUCAGGGUGGCCGGCGGCGAGACCGUGAGCCCUACAAGACCAAGGAGGACCUCGACGCCGAUCUGGAGAAGUACUUCGGACGCUCGACCGAGGGCGACGGGGGAACCAAGGCCUUUGAAAGCACGGAAGAUAUUGAAGCAAAGUGGAACACUGCCAAAGCCUUGCGCAUAGAGUUCCUGCUUUGCGGGGUGGGCUUCUUUGGUGGGGGACUCCAGGGUUUUCGUGGAAAAAACAUCGAUCCGUGA